AUGAUGAAACUGGCUCUCAUGAGGACCGCCACAGGGAAGGAAGAGUUACCUCAGCUGCAGAGGAUAAACAAAGAACCAGCUGUCCCUGCACCCUCAGCCACCCCAGUUCCAGCCCCUGCUCCAGCCCCUGCUCCAGCCCCAGCCAAGGAGGAGGAGACGAAGAAGGAGCAGCCAGAGAGUCAGAUGGAGAACAAAUCGGCAGCAGUUGGUUCGUCUUGUAGUGAGGAUGAUGAUGAUGAUGAUGAUGAUGAUGAUGAUGAUGAUGACGACAGUGAUGAAGAUAGUUCUGAUGAGGAAAGUUCUGAUGAGGAAAGUUCUGAUGAAGAUGACGAUGAGGAAGAUGAGGAAGAUGAUGACCUUGAUGACAAGCCUCUGUCUUUGGUGUGGCCGGACACCAGAUGUAAACAGGCCACCUAUCUGUUCCUCCUGCCUAUAGUCUUCCCUCUGUGGCUCACCGUGCCCGACGUCCGUAACCCGAUAUAUAAGAGGUUUUUUGUGAUCACCUUCCUGGGGUCUAUCCUAUGGAUCGCCGUCUUCUCCUACCUCAUGGUGUGGUGGGCACAUCAGGUGGGAGAGACCAUAGGCAUCUCAGAGGAGAUCAUGGGCCUAACUAUCCUGGCUGCAGGAACGUCCAUCCCUGACCUCAUCACUAGUGUUAUUGUGGCCCGUAAAGGACUGGGGGAUAUGGCUGUGUCCAGUUCUGUGGGCUCCAACAUCUUCGACAUCACCAUGGGCCUGCCAGUCCCGUGGUUAUUGUGGUCGUCGUUCCAUGGUUUUGCUCCGGUGCCCGUCAGCUCCAACGGUCUGUUCUGUGCCAUUGUGUUGCUCUUCCUCAUGCUCCUCUUCGUCAUCAUCAGUAUUGCUGUGUGUAAGUGGAGGAUGAACAAGAUGCUGGGAUCUACCAUGUUCCUUCUCUAUUUUGUCUUCCUGGUGCUGAGUGUUCUGCUAGAGGACAGAGUUAUCAUCUGUCCUGUGUCCAUCUGACACUAUUGUCUUCCUGGUGCUGAGUGUUCUGCUAGAGGACAGAGUUAUCAUUGGUUGAAUUUAUUUGACAAUUUGUCAAAUACAUAUGGGCACUUCAGCCGGUGACACCUCCACAAAAUAGUUUGCUUCAUAACAUGAGAUAAUUAGUACAAUUUCCUAAUAAACAUUAAGUGCACACACACCCAAACGUACACGCACACACACAAAUGCAUACACACACACACAGAAAGAUACACACACGUGCUGGAGGAUCAAGUCAUUAUAUGCUCUGUUUCCAUCUGAGACUGAUUGUGUGAGGCCUCUCUUUUGGGGCUGAUUGUGUGAGGCCUCUCUUUUGGGGCUGAUUGUGUGAGGCCUCUCUUUUGUCCAGCAUGGUGUCUGACCAGAUGAGUCUACAGGCAUGGUUCCAAAUUAAAUAGAUACUUCAGUUUAAAGAAAGUCGCUAACUAGCAUUUGCGAGUAGAUACCAUAGGCUUCCAGUCAUUGCGCUAACACUAGUUAGCAUUGGCUCACGGAACUACCUCUAAUUUUCUUCAUAUUGGAUGCAGAGACAUACAGAUGGUAUCCAUGAGUUCAUUUGACUCUGGGGAAGUACAUAAAGUGCUUCUUUGCCAACAUCCAGAAGUAUCCCUUCAACAUUUUUCAUUGGUAGCACUGGUGCUCCCAACUUUAAAAAGUUAGGAGCACCACAUGAAACUUAGAAGCACCAGAAAACAGGAUGUGUUUAAUUCAGAGAUACAGCCUAUAUUAGGCUUUUAUGAAUUCUACUUUUGAAGCAUGUGUUGUGUCCUAGAAACUAAUAUGUAACACGGUAAAGAAAUGUGUUUAUUAUAAAAGCUAAAAUGUUGAUACUAAUACCUGUCAUUGACAUUACAAAAGUUAUUGCAUUGUGUAAAAGCACAAUUUUCCUAUUGAGAUACAUUGAAUUGGAAAUUGUACACUGUCCCUUUAAACACUUCAGGUUUGUGAUGACAACAUGCAAGAGAUCUGUCAUUCAUUCAUUGCUGUGAUCAUUGACCUCCUGAAGAAGAUAUCCCUCUUCCUUUCUUUCUGUGUCCCCAGAUGUUCGGAUAUACUGGUGAAGUUACCAGGUUGUUAGCUAGCUAGCCAAUGAGGUAACAUGACUGAACGAAGUAUAAACAAGUGGUUAACGACGCACAAGUAGUUUUGGAAUGGCCCAAAACAUAAUUUCAGAAUGUAAAAUGUGGUCCCUGCGAUCCGCUAUAGACAAUCCGCUAUAGACAAGUUGGUUGUUUCGCAAGCUAGCUACCUAGCAAAUUUUAGCCAUAUUACAAUAGACACCUCUAUUAGAAAACACAUCAAAACAAGACAUGGUAUUAACAAGAUCAAACGAGUCACUUACUAUUCGCCACAUGGCAGCUUCUCGUCAUUGUAGCUAGCUGUCUGGCCAUCCAGAACCAUAACAACACAUGGCAGCUUCUCGUCAUUGUAGCUAGCUGUCUGGCCAUCCAGAACCAUAACAACACAUGGCAGCUUCUCGUCAUUGUAGCUAUCUGUCUGGCCAUCCAGAACCAUAACAACACAUGGCAGCUUCUCGUCAUUGUAGCUAGCUGUCUGGCCAUCCAGAACCAUAACAACACAUGGCAGCUUCUCGUCAUUGUAGCUAGCUGUCUGGCCAUCCAGAACCAUAACAACACAUGGCAGCUUCUCGUCAUUGUAGCUAGCUGUCUGGUCAUCCAGAACCAUAACAACACAUGGCAGCUUGUUGUCAUUGUAGCUAGCUGUCUGGCCAUCCAGAACCAUAACAACACAUGGCAGCUUGUUGUCAUUGUAGCUAGCUGUCUGGCCAUCCAGAACCAUAACAACACAUGGCAGCUUGUUGUCAUUGUAGCUAGCUGUCUGGCCAUCCAGAACCAUAACAACACAUGGCAGCUUGUUGUCAUUGUAGCUAGCUGUCUGGCCAUCAGAACCAUAACAACACAUGGCAGCUUCUCGUCAUUGUAGCUAGCUGUCUGGCCAUCCAGAACCAUAACAACACAUGGCAGCUUCUUGUCAUUGUAGCUAGCUGUCUGGCCAUCCAGAACCAUAACAACACAUGGCAGCUUCUCGUCAUUGUAGCUAGCUGUCUGGCCAUCCAGAACCAUAACAACACAUAGCAGCUUGAUGUCAUUGUAGCUAGCUGUCUGGCCAUCAGAACCAUAACAACACAUGGCAGCUUCUCGUCAUUGUAGCUAGCUGUCUGGCCAUCCAGAACCAUAACAACACAUAGCAGCUUGUUGUCAUUGUAGCUAGCUGUCUGGCCAUCAGAACCAUAACAACACAUGGCAGCUUCUCGUCAUUGUAGCUAGCUGUCUGGCCAUCCAGAACCAUAACAACACAUUAAAGCUAUUCACUUUAUUGUACAGUAGAAGAUGUUUUAACUCAGUUUUUAGGGAAACACUUGUGACAUUCUCUCGUUGGGUUAAACCACAGAAGAUAUUUUGACCUGGUUGGGCUAGAAGCAGGCCGUUUUCGCUGUGGUAAUGAUAUAACCAUGACGCUAACUAAUCUGUUCUCACUUUGUUCUCUAACUGUGGUACAGAGAAGCCUGAUCAUUACAAUGUAUUAUCUGGGAGAUUCUUUUCCUAGUCGCUCCCAAAAUAAAACUACUGGUCAUACAACAAAAUAUUUCAUAUGCCACCAAACUGGUCGCACUUAACAGCCCCCAGUCACUGUCCGGCUCGAUGGACCUUUGAAUGCAUCAUCAAAAUAUCCCAAUCAUUUAAUUUCUAAAAGCUGUAGCAAUGUCUACAUUGAGUCGUUGGUGGAUUACGACUAUCCGAGGCUCUCUGACUGGCAACACAGUCAACACAAUGUCAAUUGAGAUGUUGCCAAAUUUCAAAUCACUUAAAAAAUGUCUGGUUUUGACUUUCAGAAAUGCUGACCUAAGUAUAAAGAAGUGCGAGUAGUGAAACGAGUUGUAUUAUUUAUUUUAUUAAUAAUAUAAUAUUAUUACCAACAAUUACUUUAUUGCUUUAAGUAACGUGAUAAAAGCCCAAGUAGAAAACAAGGCAGUUGAAUAAUAGAUGAAAAGCUACUGUUCUCACUCAGUAGAAAACAAGGCAGUUGAAUAAUAGAUGAAAAGCUACUGUUCUCACUCAGUAGAAAACAAGGCAGUUGAAUAAUAGAUGAAAAGCUACUGUUCUCACUCAGUAGAAAACAAGGCAGUUGAAUAAUAGAUGAAAAGCUACUGUUCUCACUCAGUAGAAAACAAGGCAGUUGAAUAAUAGAUGAAAAGCUACUGUUCUCACUCAGUAGAAAACAAGGCAGUUGAAUAAUAGAUGAAAAGCUACCGUUCUCACUCAGUAGAAAACAAGGCAGUUGAAUAAUAGAUGAAAAGCUACCGUUCUCACUCAGUAGAAAACAAGGCAGUUGAAUAAUAGAUGAAAAGCUACCGUUCUCACUCAGUAGAAAACAAGGCAGUUGAAUAAUAGAUGAAAAGCUACCGUUCUCACUCAGUAGAAAACAAGGCAGUUGAAUAAUAGAUGAAAAGCUACUGUUCUCACUCAGUAGAAAACAAGGCAGUUGAAUAAUAGAUGAAAAGCUACCGUUCUCACUCAGUAGAAAACAAGGCAGUUGAAUAAUAGAUGAAAAGCUACUGUUCUCACUCAGUAGAAAACAAGGCAGUUGAAUAAUAGAUGAAAAGCUACUGUUCUCACUCAGUAGAAAACAAGGCAGUUGAAUAAUAGAUGAAAAGCUACCAUUCUCACUCAGUAUCAAGGUUAUUUAUGUUUGUAUUCAGAUCCGAUUUCCUAUUUUAUAUUUAGUUUUAUACAAACAUUUCAUUUUCGUUUUCAUGUUAUUUAGUUUCAAUGUUAGUGUCACGUCUACCCCCCUCUGGAGAUCGACGUUGCCGGUUUACGAAAAACCGGUCCUGGGGUCCAUCAUUACCUACAUGUCAUCAUGAACCUCCAUUACCUCCCCUUUAUCCGUCACUCCCUUAGGUCCCCAGGCAGUAUGAUGCUGUGAGAUGAAGCUACUGUUGUCUGGUUCUAUGUUUGUUGUUUUAUUAAACGUUUCGCCUGCUU
Molecule: messenger RNA, 5012 nt
Organism: Oncorhynchus nerka (sockeye salmon)
Lineage: Eukaryota; Metazoa; Chordata; Actinopteri; Salmoniformes; Salmonidae
Product: sodium/potassium/calcium exchanger 1-like
Exons: 6
Coding region: 1-984 (327 amino acids)
Biological process (GO): calcium ion transmembrane transport; intracellular calcium ion homeostasis
Cellular component (GO): plasma membrane
Molecular function (GO): calcium channel activity; calcium, potassium:sodium antiporter activity
Source: RefSeq, a predicted model, not a curated record